AUGGCCGGCAACAGCCCGAAGCUGUCCCUCACCGGGACCUACUCAUCCCCCACCAACGCCCCCUUCACCACCACCCACGAGCUGCAAGCACCCCCGUCCGGCACCGUGGACCCGACCGUCCCAGACAAGACCAAGUACCUGAGCGACCUGCGCAAGGCCGUGGCAAUCAUGCAGGACCAGGUCAACAAGGAGCUCACCCAGCGCAUGGAGGAGGACAAGGCCAAGGCCAAGGAGGCCGUCAAGAACGGCAAGCCUGCGGUCGACGACGCGAAGGAGGAGCAGAACUAUGGCGAGGAGGAGGUACAAGAGGAUUGA
Diaporthe citri is the source of this 315-nucleotide messenger RNA. RefSeq lists its product as uncharacterized. The record is from RefSeq and is a predicted model, not a curated record. The transcript has a single exon. NCBI's taxonomy places the organism in Eukaryota, Fungi, Ascomycota, Sordariomycetes, Diaporthales, Diaporthaceae. Bases 1 to 315 code for a protein of 104 amino acids.